Saprolegnia diclina VS20 is the source of this 1820-nucleotide messenger RNA. RefSeq lists its product as hypothetical. Gene Ontology annotation, molecular function: 1,3-beta-glucanosyltransferase activity. The record is from RefSeq and is a predicted model, not a curated record. Gene Ontology annotation, biological process: cell wall (1->3)-beta-D-glucan biosynthetic process. Gene Ontology annotation, cellular component: cell wall. Bases 62 to 1789 code for a protein of 575 amino acids. NCBI's taxonomy places the organism in Eukaryota, Oomycota, Saprolegniomycetes, Saprolegniales, Saprolegniaceae. The transcript has 3 exons.
CCACAGUCCAUUUCGAUCGUAUUUGCUAUCAUUUUGACAUUGCGUCCAGCACCCAAAUUCCAUGCGCGAGAGGCUUGUCGUAGUCAUGUUGCUGCUCGGCGUGCUUGGCGCCGCUGCGCUCGACCCGAUCGUUGCGCGCGGCAACCGCCUCUACAACGCGCGGACUGGCACCCGCUUCGUCAUGCGGGGCAUGACGUACGAGGGCGACGUGAGCGACGACCACUACGACGAGUUUGUGCACAGCACACUCGAGACGUCGCUCAAGGACCUUUUCGGGCACUUCAACACAUUUCGCCUGUACAACAUCAACCCGGACAAGUCGUACGCCAAGUUCAUGGCGCACAUGAACACCCGGGGUAUCUACGUGCUCCCAUCAGCGUCGCCGACCAACAACAAGUACUACGACUCGUAUGCAACGCAGACCAUGGACCGGACCGUCAACGGCGAGUCCUCCUACACGAGCAUCGACCACAUUGUCAAGCCCUUGGCGGCCAACACGAAGAGCUGCUACCCGACCUACUUGCUCUACUAUGGCAAGCGCAUCAUCGAGAACUUUGCACAGUAUGACAAUACGCUGGCGAUCGUCAUUGGCAAUGAAGUGCUGCAGCUCGACCUCACGGCCGCGGCGUGCGUCAAAAUGUACGCAGCGGACCUCAAAGACUGGAUGGGCGUCAACGUCAAGAAGCUGCGCACGAUUCCUUUGGCGUAUUCGGCGGCGGAUGGCGCGUACACGGAGCUCGUGAACGGCGUGCAGAAGCAAGUCCUCUCGGCGACAGCGUACCACGCGAUCAAGAUCCAGGGGCUUCUCUGCGGCGACACGAUGGUCCACGGUGUCAUGACCAAGAGCAUCGACAUGUACAUGAUCAACGAGUACCGGUGGUGCAACAAGAACGACUUCAAGUCGGCCUACCAAGAGCUGCUCGACCUCGCGCAAGGCGUCCCGAUCGUCUUGGCGAUCGGCGAAUUUGGCUGCGCGACAGCGCGGCCGCGGACAUGGGAGAUGGUCCCUACCCUCUUCUCCGACGCGGUGACGUCCAAAGGCUGGACCGAUGCGUACUCGGGUGGCUUUGCGUACGCGUUUGGGGAAGCGUCGCUGCCGCGCGGCAGUAUAUUCCCGCUCUUUAUUGGUGCGGCCGACACGGGCAUCACGACCAAGCCAGGCACAACGCCGACGCCCGACUACGCCACUCUGCUGCUCCAGUACAAGAAGGCGGUGGCGCUGGUGGCGCCAGCGGAAUUUGCGCCCGCGGACGUCUGCUCGUUUGCACCGACGCUGACGACGGUGCCCACGGCACCGGCGGCGGUGGCGGCGACAUGGAUGCCAUCGUGUAACAACCCCACGCUCAAGCUCCGGUCGUUCGACACGUGGAUCACGUCAUCGCGGCAAGGGCGACCUUGUGAUAAGAAUGGUGCGUCGUGCGAAGUCGUCUUGCAAGACAAGGUGGGCACAACCCAAGAGGACAUUUGCGGAAAGCCGCUCGUGGUCGAGAGCGGUGGGAGCCUCUGUACGCCGGGCGACAGCACGUGCAAGCACGGUAGCUGCGUUGCACUCUCGGCGACUGCAGGUCGCUGCGUCUGCAGCGGCUGCUGGGGCGGCUCGACGUGCGCCGUCAAGGACAACGACAAGUGCAGUGUGAUUCCCAACCUGCCGCAGGCACCAACCAUCAUCUUUACGGUCCUCGCCAUCUUCCUCGGCGGUAUGACGCUGGUCUUUGGCGCCCUUGCGAUCGUUGCGCACAAGGGCAUGCACACGUCCAAUACGUCUGCCGAGGUCUAUAACGCGCUAUAACUAUUCUAUACUUGCAAUUUCUUUAUGCGUG